AUGAUUUGGAGAGUUUGUCCAAUUUAUUUUAGCCGCUGUUGGAUAACCAUUCCAUUGUACAAACCACCUCAAAAUCUACCAGUAAAAGCUCAUCACUUGGUAUCAUCACUAAUUAAUGAUUGUGUACAUUCACUGGGAAUUUCUGCUUCAAUCUGUUUCACAUUGCACGACAUACGUGAAAAGUUUCUCAGAGAAAUAAGCACUAUAUCUUAUGCUGAAAAUGAAGAUGUCGAAGGUUACGGAUUCGGUCUAACUGUUGUCAAUCACAUACGUGCUGGACGUGACUGGCCGGAAACACUUUUGUUCCCACGUGUAGCAUAUUGUCGUGUUCCAGGAAUCCGUUUAGUCGGUGUGAAAAACUCCUACACUGCUCAGUGUGCUUUACCCAUAAAUAUGUUGAAUGAGAAAAUCUACAUCUUCUUCUGGUUUUGGAUUGUAUUCCUACUGAUUACAUGCAUUUUAAGCCUCAUAUUAUGGCUCAUACGACUGAUACUAGCUCCGAAGCGUAAAGAUUUCAUUAAACGCUAUCUUCGCUUGAAGGGGGUUACCUCUCCGAAGGGUGGUGAACUAAAACGAGGAGAUUUAGAUGAAUUUAUCGACAGUUAUCUACGCCCAGAUGGUGUAUUCAUAAUUCGUAUGUUGGCAAUCAAUGCAGGUGAAGUAAUCACAGCCGAGAUUGUCACCGAGCUUUAUCAUAAUUUCAUUGAUCAUUACAACCAGUCACAUCCACCUGAGAAGGAAGAUGAUCCGCUAACAAAAGAAAAAAUUGGAUUCAAUAAUCUUGUUUAA
Messenger RNA from Heterobilharzia americana, 789 nucleotides. Lineage: Eukaryota; Metazoa; Platyhelminthes; Trematoda; Strigeidida; Schistosomatidae. The record is from the annotation of a GenBank genome assembly.